Messenger RNA from Grus americana (Whooping crane), 8454 nucleotides. RefSeq names its product xanthine dehydrogenase (gene XDH). Bases 135 to 4226 code for a protein of 1363 amino acids. The transcript has 36 exons. Lineage: Eukaryota; Metazoa; Chordata; Aves; Gruiformes; Gruidae. The record is from RefSeq and is a predicted model, not a curated record. Gene Ontology annotation, molecular function: FAD binding; xanthine dehydrogenase activity; iron ion binding.
UGUAGAAAUAAAGUCAAACAAUUCUUGAGGCAGACUCAUAUUACUUGUCGUAUCGCUGGUGUUCACUUUGCUGUGGGGUGUAGGGCUGCUCUCUGAAGGGUGAUCUGUGGCCCUAUUUGAGUGAAUUUUGGAGGAUGGCUCCAAACAAGACAGGGGAUGAACUUGUUUUCUUUGUGAAUGGUAAAAAGGUGGUGGAAAAAGUUGUGGACCCGGAAACAACUCUGCUAACCUAUCUACGAAGAAAAUUGGGCCUAUGUGGAACCAAACUAGGCUGUGGAGAAGGUGGAUGUGGUGCUUGCACUGUUAUGAUUUCCAAGUAUGAUCCCUUUCGAAAGAAAAUCCUCCACCAUACUGCCAAUGCUUGCCUCUUCCCUGUCUGUGCCUUGCAUCGUGUAGCUGUAACUACUGUUGAAGGCAUAGGAAACACAAAAUCCAGGCUGCACCCAGCCCAGGAGAGAAUAGCAAAAAGUCAUGGGUCCCAAUGUGGCUUUUGCACUCCAGGCAUUGUCAUGUCCAUGUAUACAUUGCUUCGGAACAAACCUGAGCCCAAAAUGGAGGACAUAGAAGAUGCUUUCCAAGGGAACUUAUGUCGGUGUACAGGAUACAGACCCAUUCUGGAAGGAUACAGGACAUUUGCUAAAGACUUGAAUUGCUGUGGCAGAGUAGCCAAUGGCAUGGGAUGCUGUCGUAAUGAGAAGGAAAAUAGCACAAAUGGGGGCUGCUGUGGGGGAAAAGCCAAUGGUCCAGGCUGCUGCAUGAGUGGAAAAGAAGACAAUGUGACAAUGAAGUCCUCCAGCCUGUUCAAUUCUUCUGAGUUCCAGCCAUUGGACCCUACACAGGAGCCAAUCUUCCCACCAGAGUUAAUGACUCAGAGUAACAAACAGCAGAAGCAGCUGUGUUUCAAAGGCGAGCGUGUCACUUGGAUCCAGCCUACAACCCUCAAGGAACUGGUGGCUCUCAAAUCUCAGUACCCCAAUGCCAAGCUUGUUGUGGGGAACACGGAAGUGGGUAUUGAGAUGAGAUUAAAGAACAUGUUGUAUCCAGUGAUAAUAGCACCAGCAUGGAUCUCUGAAAUGAAUGCUGUUCAGCAUACUGAAACAGGGGUCACCUUUGGUGCUGCCUGUACCCUGAGCUUGGUAGAGGAAGUGCUGAGAAAAGCGGUGGCAGAGCUUCCUCCCUACAAAACAGAGGUCUUCCAGGCUGUCCUUGAACAGCUGCGGUGGUUUGCAGGGCCACAGAUUAGGAAUGUUGCUGCUCUUGGUGGGAACAUAAUGACAGCAAGCCCCAUUUCUGACUUAAAUCCUGUGUUAAUGGCAAGUGAAAGCAAACUGACUCUGGUAUCAAAUGAGGGCAAAAGGACUAUCACAAUGGAUGAGAAGUUUUUCACUGGAUACAGAAAAACAAUAGUUAAGCCUGAAGAAAUACUUCUCUCUGUUGAAAUACCCUACAGCAAGAAGGGUGAAUACUUCUCAGCUUUCAAGCAGGCUUCCCGUCGGGAGGAUGACAUUGCUAUUGUAACCUGUGGGAUGAGAGUCCUGUUCCAAGAUGGCACUAAGCGAAUAGAGAAGAUAAAACUAAGCUAUGGAGGAAUGGCUCCUACAACCGUCCUGGCGCUAAAAACUUGCCAGGAGCUCAGUGGCAGAGACUGGAACGAGAAGCUACUGCAGGAUGCCUGCCGCUUACUGGCGGGUGAGAUGGAUCUGUCUCCUUCUGCGCCUGGUGGGAUGGUGGAUUUCCGACGCACACUCACACUCAGCUUCUUCUUCAAGUUCUACUUGACGGUCCUUCAGAAACUGAGCAAGAACCACAAUGGCACUAGCAAUCUGUGUGAGCCCGUCCCCUCGAACUACAUCAGUGCUACAGAGCUGUUUCACAAAGAUCCCAUUGCAAAUGCCCAGCUCUUCCAAGAAGUGCCCAGGGGACAGGCAGUUGAAGAUAUGGUGGGCCGGCCUUUGAUGCACAUUUCAGCAGCCAAACAAGCAUGUGGAGAAGCUGUUUACUGCGAUGACAUCCCUCACUAUGAGAAUGAGCUGUAUCUAACGCUGGUGACCAGCACCAAAGCCCAUGCUAAGAUCCUUUCUGUAGAUGUAUCUGAAGCUCAGACUGUUCCUGGGUUUGUGUGUUUUGUCUCUGCCAAGGAUGUUCCUGGCAGUAACAUCACUGGCAUCGCUAAUGAUGAGACUGUCUUUGCUGAAGAUGUGGUCACUUGUGUUGGUCAUAUCAUUGGUGCAGUUGUUGCAGACACACAAGAACAUUCCAGAAGAGCAGCUAAAGCUGUGAAGAUUAAGUAUGAAGAGCUCAAACCUAUUGUCACAAUUCAGGAAGCUAUUGAGAAACAAUCCUUUUUUAAGUCUAUAAAGAGGAUUAAUAAGGGAGAUGUGAAGAAAGGAUUUGAAGAAUCUGAUCACAUUUUGGAAGGAGAGAUGUACAUUGGUGGGCAGGAGCAUUUCUAUCUGGAAACUCACUGUACUGUGGCUGUGCCAAAGGGGGAAGAUGGUGAGAUGGAACUGUUUGUGUCGACCCAAAACCUAAUGAAGACACAGGAGUUUGCUGCUAAUGCAUUGGGAGUCCCUUCAAAUCGGGUUGUGGUUCGAGUGAAAAGAAUGGGAGGAGGAUUUGGAGGAAAAGAGACUAGGAGUACUAUUUUGUCAACUGUAGUGGUUGUCACAGCCUUCAAAACUGGCCGCCCAGUAAGGUGCAUGCUGGAUCGAGAUGAGGACAUGCUGAUAAGUGGUGGGAGGCAUCCCUUCCUGGGGAGGUACAAGGUUGGUUUCAUGAAGAAUGGGAAAGUCAAGAGUCUGGAGGUGUCAUACUACAGCAAUGGAGGCAACUCUGUAGACCUGUCUUAUGGUGUUAUGGACAGAGCCCUGUUACAUUUGGAUAACUCCUACAACAUCCCCAACGUCAGAAGCAUGGGCAUUGUUUGCAAGACCAACUUGCCUUCCAACACAGCCUUCCGUGGCUUUGGAGGGCCCCAAGGAAUGAUGAUUGCUGAGUGCUGGAUGAGCGACCUUGCUCGGAAGUGUGGCCUGCCACCUGAGGAGGUGCGGAAGCUCAAUCUUUAUAAUGAGGGAGACCUGACUCAUUUUAACCAAAAGCUGGAGGGAUUUACUCUACGACGAUGCUGGGAUGAAUGUAUGUCAAGCUCUAACUAUCAUGCCAGGAAAAAACUAAUUGAAGAAUUCAACAAGCAGAAUCGUUGGAAGAAGAGAGGAAUGUGCAUUAUUCCUACCAAAUUUGGCAUCAGUUUCACUGUCCCAUUUCUGAACCAGGCUGGAGCUCUGGUCCAUGUGUAUACAGAUGGCUCUGUGUUACUUACACAUGGUGGGACUGAGAUGGGUCAAGGACUUCACACCAAAAUGAUCCAGGUUGCUAGCAGGUCACUGGGAAUCCCCACCUCCAAGAUUUACAUCAGCGAGACCAGCACAAACACUGUCCCAAAUACCUCCCCGACAGCCGCAUCUGUCAGUGCGGACAUCAAUGGAAUGGCCAUCCACAAUGCGUGUCAGACUAUCUUAAAAAGACUUGAGCCGAUCAAACAGUCUAAUCCCGAAGGAUCCUGGGAAGACUGGAUUAAUGCUGCCUAUGAGAACUGUGUUAGCCUGUCAGCCACGGGGUUUUAUAGAAUUCCUGACCUUGGCUACGACUUUGAAAAGAAUGAAGGGAAACCAUUCUGCUACUUCAGUUAUGGUGUUGCUUGCUCCGAGGUUGAGAUAGAUUGCCUGACAGGUGACCACAAGAACAUUCGCACAGACAUUGUUAUGGAUGUUGGUACCAGUCUGAACCCAGCCAUAGAUAUAGGACAGGUAGAAGGAGCGUUUGUCCAAGGCCUUGGACUUUUCACCAUAGAGGAGCUGCGGUAUUCUCCUGAAGGGAAUUUGUACACUCGAGGGCCUGGAAUGUACAAAAUCCCAGCGUUUGGAGACAUCCCAACAGAAUUCUAUGUGUCUCUUCUCCGUGACUGUCCAAACAGCAAGGCGGUUUAUUCAUCCAAGGCUGUGGGAGAGCCACCUCUGUUCCUGUCUGCCUCAGUGUUUUAUGCCAUUAAAGAUGCCAUCUACUCAGCGAGGAAGGACUCUGGCCUGACUGAACCAUUCAGGCUGGACAGCCCUGCCACCCCAGAGAGGAUCCGCAAUGCUUGUGUGGACAUCUUCACCAAAAUGGUAACAGCUUCUGGCUUCACAGUCUGCUCCCUACCCCACAUGGAGUGUGUGUGCUGGUCAUAGCAGCCCAGGUUUGGAAUUACAGCAGGAUGGGGAGGCUGUGGCAGAUGGGUUUUUAUUUCAUGAGUGUUAUCCUUCAUUUAACAUGCCACCAAAUGAGACACAAAUCCACAGACUAGCAUUGCUGGGACUCCCACUGCAGGAAGGGCUGCCAUUCGGUAUCAGUGAAGUUGCAGUUCAUCCCUCCAUCCUCCAAGUGCUGUCUGUAGAACAAAGGCACUGAUGACUUGUCCUGAUGCUCCUGACUACUAUCUCUUAGGGGAUCACCGCCACUAACAUAUCUUGCAGGUCCACUCUGUGAUUUAUUGGUGUCCCUCAGGGAGGGAGGGAGAGGAAAGCGUUACUGAAAAUGCUCACUUCUCUUGAAUGUUAUGACCACAGGAGCCUCCUUAGAGGCUGAGGGCUUGAUCUGAAGGAGUGCAGGGGUUAACCUUGUCACUGUCUCUUCAUGGGCUCCUCCUCUGUUACAGUGUUGUGACAGAGCUGUGUAGGAGUGGGUCCCUGCACAGAGUCCUGCUCAUUCCUGUCUGACUUGGAAAACACGGCUGUCUGUCCAUGUGGGCAUCCUCCAGGCUUUCAUCAUCUUCAACCCCACUGUGGUUAACAGCAAAACCUGGUAUCUUUGUCCUUAUCACCUAACACCUGCAUCACUGUCUGGGGAGAAGGACUCAGAAAGGGUUUUGAGAAUUUGCACAAACUGUUGGCCAUCAGGCCUUCAGGUAGAGCCAGGCACACAGCCCCUAACAGAAGUGCCCUGACACAGACAUCUCUGUGUGUUCAAAGACUGGGAUAUGAGCUCAGAUCUUCAAUGGUACAAAGUCACCCACCGCAAAGGGAACGUGGUGGGGCAUGCCAAACCCAGGCCAGGACCCUCAUUUGUUGCUAACUUAAUUUUUUUUUCUUUACAGUGCCCGUCUGCUGAGCCAGGGACAUUUAAACCAUGGUCUGUGCGUGUGUAAAAGGGAAGUUUGAGGAGCAAACUCUCCUCAUGAAACUGAGCUUACCCCAGAGGGGCCACAAGGAAGUAGGACUGUAACGGAAAAAAAAAUAAAUCUGUGUUCAUGUGGCUCAUCCACUGAUUCAUGGAGCUUUCACAUUUAAUUGUCCAAUCAUUGUUUUCUGUAGGAGAGGGAAUUGCUGCCAGAUUAUAGCUAUGCUGUAAAUUCAAAUGAAGAGUAAGUAGAAGGUGAUGUUAUCCAAGUGUAAUUGAAAAAUCUUACAGAUUUCAUUUAAAAUUGCUGCAAGGAUGGAAAACAUGCUUAUUUACCACCCAAUGUGAAAUGGCAGGGUGGUUGUAUCUUUUUUUUUUUUUUUCCUACUAUGGGGAAAAGAUGGAUCACCUUGUGAUGCUAUGCCAAGAAGGACUUAAAUUAAUCAAACCCAGACAAACAGUCCUCUAGCUGAGAUGGGGGAAGGCAUGAGAGGCACUGAGGGCUGUACCUGGUUGUGUCCCCUCUGCACACAAAGCUAGAUAUAAACUAGAGGAGGGUGAGGAGGAGUUUUGAGGCUAGCUAAUGAAGAUGCUCUUAGCUAUGUAACAAAAGUGGUUCAGAGGAAAACCCUAAAAUAUGACCAAUAGCUGAUUUAUCUGAAGUUAAAUGACUAUUGCUUUGUCUGCACUGGGGCUUUAACGAAUUCUUAGUUCACCUGCUACCUUGUCUUCUGUGAUUAAAGAUAAAAACUAGAUACCAAGAGGACUUCCAGCAAGAUACUGCUUCAUUUGACACAGCCUUUUCCAGCCCCCCACACCUCCACAUCUUUCCCUAUCUUUUAAAUAGGAAAGGACAUCAGAGGCCUUGGAGUAACAAAGUUACUCAUCGUUGUUCCCAAGGCCAGGCAAGGGACAGGAGGAGCACAGACACAGCUGGGGAUUAGUUGGCUCUGGGUGCCCUCUAGGGUCAAUCCCUUGCUGUCAUGCUAUGGCCUUCCCUUCUUUUCAAGACAACUCUUAGUUUUUCUGAAUGUAAGAGAAUGGGUACGUUUUGCUACAGGGACUGCUUGUCUGAAAAAUGUGCUGACUAUGUGGUGACCUCAUGCCUCCUGGGUUGAAUGCAUUUAACGCUGGGCAUCCCUCUUCACAGGUUUCGUCACUGUCAGGUUUAACACUGUAGCAUCAUGUUAUCUCUAGGUGAUGUCAGCCACGUACUGUACCUGCUCAUCAUGUGCAAACUUUUAUCCAUUUGUCUGGUCCACAGCUUUAUGAAAAUGUCCUUUUUCUAUUUUUGCACUCCUAGGGCAAGAGGAUGUAACUCCAUUGCCUUAUAUGAAAUUUUGCUCACAUACAAAGUGCCUAAAAUUGCCCUCCAUCUUAGAACAUAACAAUGUAUGCACAGUUUGGAAUAUUUUUUUGAAGCACUCCAGGGUAUAUAGCUUGGAAAUGAGUAGAUCUAUUUCUCAUCUUAAAAUAUUUUGGUUCUACCAUCUAAAAGAAGGGUAUUUGUAUAUGUGAGUUGCAGAAAGUAUUUUGUGCCUGCUGGGCUUGCUAUGUAAUUGUUUUAUUAAUUGAAAUACAAUAUUGAUGUUUCUUAAGCUCUGAAGUACCGGGCGAGAACAUAUUUUUGUUUUAUCCUGAGAGUUAGCAAUAUGUGAAAAACCUCUUGGAGAAGAAAAUGUGAUCAUUUGUGUGCAAGAACAGCUAUCGGAGCCUGUGUUUUCAUGUUCCUGGAUGUACAGGAAGGGAUGCAAAAUACAAAGUCUGUAAGGUAGAUUGGUAUCAUCGCUCUUUCUGUGGCAUCCACCUCAUGGGAUCGCUGGACGUGCUCAUUCAGACAGGCCAAGAAGUAGUACAAAGGGAACGUAAUAUGUGUUAAUGCAGAGCACGGGGUGUGAUGUCAAGGAGCUUCCAGCGUCAUCUCAGGAGAAAGCAGCCAGCGUUCAUGAGAGGCCUGCUCCCUGCGAGGGUCCUGGGACGCAAUGGGAUGUCACUAGCAGGACGUGUAAAUGCUCUUUGUCCCCUGUGGGUCUGGGAGCACCUUUUUCAUCAUUUCGGAAAGGGCUUGCAGUGUCUCGCAUAGCCACAGUGACCACCUGCUCAGGUGAAAUUUUUUAAAUUAGAUGUAUCGAGUCUCUUUUAUGUUUUGUACAUUAAUUUGAAGUGUAUUUGCCAAGUGGUGUGUAUAUGCAACGGUCAGAGCAGGCUAGUUCAGCGCAGACCUUUAGCCUGCGGAGCCAUUUUUGCUGCAGCAUCAGUGAGCCACUGUUUCCCAGGCAACCAGCCCUUGUCCUCAAGCCCACCCCAGCUCAGGGCCCUCUUGGUACCCUUCCACAGCCACUAGCUGAUGGGAGGAGGAAACCCCUUCCUUUUGGGGUGCACUGGAAUUCAGUGUAAAUGAUAUCAAACAUCUCAGGGGACACACGCACACACACAAUGGUAUAAAAUCAGGGUUGCAAAGUAAUUACUGAAACUGGUUUUGAGGGUGUAGGAAAAAGGGAAGCUUGGAGACUAAUUACGGAGAUGACAAUGUAAUACCUGGCUGGGCCGUGGGUGAAACAGGGAUGCCAAGGAACAUGAAGCUGAGAUUUUCAUUUCACUUCCCAGUGUCUUAGCAUUUCAUACAUUGCUUUCCCAUGGAACUAAGUGCCACGCACCGUAGGGAAGGACUGGGACCCGCUGUGGAGGGCUGGCAGGAAGAGAUGCUGCUGCUCUGAGAGAGCCUGACUUAAACUGUGGUCUGCGCUACAAAGCUGUCCGAGAACAGCUCUCCUGUUGUGAGCGCACAGCACUGUCCUCUGCUAGGUGCUGCCUCAGAUCUCUUCACGUGCAUCUCGCUGCGUGGGAUUUCAGCUUGCGAUCGCUGAAGGGAAAGCUACUUACGAAGAGAAAAAUGUUCCUUUCCUAGCAUCACUCUAAUGUUCUGUAUAACUGGAAAUUUUGCCGCUUCUCUCCUUCCAGAACUGUAUCCUCAGAAGAGGAACUGCGCCAUCUUGCUAGACUGUAAAGUAUUACGCACAAUAUCAGCACUUAAGUAAUAAUGCUGUAGCUGGAUAGUUUGUGGGAGGGUGAAAGGGGGCAAUCUGAUCUGAUGUCUUAAUGCUAUUAAUCACAUGUCCCUUGAUGAGAGAGGGAGGUUUUGGUGUAAUUGUUUUAAGUCAGUUCUAAUCAACAGCUUUCACCAUCUUUAUCAUUUUUUAAUGAGCAUUGUCAAAUUGAUGUCUUUGUCACAUGAAUGUAUGUGGAAUUUUAUGUGGAUGCCACAAAAUUGCAAAAUAAAGGUAAAAAAUAUUCUGGAAA